AGGUUGGAGCAGAAGCGGAUGGGGGUGGACAGGGGAAAGGCGGAGGGGCGGGGGAUGGUGGGGGAGGAGAUGGGGAGAUAAGGGGUCAGGGGACAGGGAUUGGGGAGGACACAAAUGGAGUGAGUAAAUAUGGGGAGGCAAAGGAUGGGGGGGAAGGGGAUGGCACUAGUAGGGUGGUGAAAGGAGGGGAUGAUUCAUUAGGUGGUGGAGGCGGAUGUGGGGCAGGUAGACCUGGGGAAGGUACGUCUGUGGCGAAUGGCAGUGUGGUGCUGCUGCAAAGCAGUGUGCAGGCCGCCAAACCUCGCGUUGCUGCUCUUGGCGUUUUCGAGGCGGCCCAAACCUCGACCACCAAGCCUCAUGCUGUUUUGCCCACCAAGCCUCGUGUUGCGGGCCGGUACUUUGCAGAAGAGGAAGAGGACGAGGAGGCGAGAAAGAGGGCCGAACGCGAGGCUCGAUAUGAGGCGAGCAUGAUUGUGGAUGGGGUGGAUAUCUCCCACCUGAGCCGCAAGGAGCGCAAGCGGAUAAGGUACAAGGCGCGGCGGCGGGAGAUGCGGCGACAAGAGGAGAUGCGGCAGCAGGAGGAGAUGAUGCGGUUUGAGGAGACGAGGCAGAUAGAAGAGGUGGGGAAACUAGAGGGAUUGAGGCGAGAUGGCGAGGUGGAGCAGAUGGAGGAGGCGGCUGAGACAGCACCACCAGCAGCAGUGGCACCGACAGCAACCACCAUUGCUGCCAGAGUGCCUGCUCUUGAGUAUCCUGCUCCUGUGCUGAAGCUGUUUUUUGGCGAGGGUGAUGAGGAGGAGUGA
Messenger RNA from Closterium sp. Naga37s-1, 803 nucleotides. The record is from the annotation of a GenBank genome assembly. Lineage: Eukaryota; Viridiplantae; Streptophyta; Zygnematophyceae; Desmidiales; Closteriaceae.